Macrobrachium nipponense is the source of this 912-nucleotide messenger RNA. Its product is annotated as larval cuticle protein 2-like. Lineage: Eukaryota; Metazoa; Arthropoda; Malacostraca; Decapoda; Palaemonidae. The transcript has 3 exons. The record is from RefSeq and is a predicted model, not a curated record. The coding region runs from base 29 to 403 and encodes 124 amino acids.
GAGAGAGAGAGAGAAAGAAAGAGAGAGGAUGGCCGGCUGCUAUAAAAGCUAUGACAAUCCUGACCUGAGACCACAGUUGUCUUACGAACUCGCAACCGGCAUCAUGAAGUUCACCCUGAUCGUUCUCCUGGGCCUUGCUGCCUUCGUCGCUGCUCGACCCGACUCAGUAUUCACCGUCGAUGCCGACGAUAUUCAACACGAACAGGACGUGGAUGACGAUGGCGUUCACGGGUCAUACAGCUGGACUUCUCCCGAAGGCGUCGAUUACUUCGUCAGGUACGUCGCCGACGAGGACGGCUUCCGCGUCGUUGAAUCCAACGCCGUGCCCGCCAGCGCCGACGGCGUCAGUGCCAACGGCCAGCAGGGAUCCUUCACCUCCUUCGAAGAAGAUGACGACAAGUAAACAAACCGAAACCUUUGACUCUUCUUCUUCUUGGAUUUUCAAUUUGGAAUCUGGGUCGAUUCUGCUGUAAUCUCAUCCUUUCCUUUUUUGCUUUCUCUAUGAUUCUCUUGUGAUCCGUCUUGUUCUUCUUCCUCCUCCUCCUCCACCUCCUCAUCCUUCUCCUCUUCCUCUCCUCCUCCUCCUCCUCCGCCUCCCCCUUCUUCUCCUCCUCCUCCCCCUACGAAGAAGAUGACAAGUAAACAAACCGAUGCUGAUUCUUCUUCUUCUUGGAUUUUCACUUUUCGAAUCUGAGUCGAUUUUCACGUUGCAGAUUAAUACCUUUUGCUUUCUUCUUAUUAUUAUUAUUCUUCUUCUUCUUCUUCCAAAUGAGAUCCUGGAAUCUCACCGAUUGCUCAACAACGAUGCUACGUCUUCUCGUAGGACGACUGACUCUUAUUUUGUAAAUAUUUAUUGUCUUAGAAUUAAUUUAUAAACGAGCGAAACCGAAAACAUAACAGUUCCCCGAGUCA